GCGGUGCCGCCGCUCACGUGCCGUUUGCAGCUCUGGGCCGGCUUCGAGCGAUUGCGGAGCGACGAGGAUCUUCGGAAGUACCGCGACCCUCUUCGCGGCCGAGUUGACCUUGUGGCCAAGGUUGGUCCAGGUGGACCCGAAGAGUCCCGACUGCCAAGGGACGGAGUCCCGGGCUUGGUCUCCUCCAAAACGGACACAGCAAUGGGUCGCCUAAGCAGGCGAGAUCCGGCCGAGUCCGACUGCGCAAGCGCCGACAUCCGGCCCUUUCUUCUUCUAGAAGAGGUCUUUCUGGCGCUGCUCUCCCUAGUGGAUGGGAGCCGCUUCAAGAGGUCCAGCUCUCUGCGCGUCAAACCUGCAGGCCCUUUGCUCGAGGACUUGGCAUUGUCUGCUGACGGGCCCGCUGACAAAGCCAAGAAGGAGACCGAUGAUUCCGCAGUAAAGACCACGGCAUCGUCCGACAAGGACAAGGAAUCCAAAGCUGAGAAGAUCGCUGAGCCUGCAAGCAAGGAGCAAUCUUCUGCAGACAAGCCAUCCGAGAAGUCGGGCGAGGAAACUGCAAAGAAGGAGGCGACAAGCAAGGACAAGACACCGGUCACCAAGCAGGACCUCCAGAAGGACGCGGCGGCGACCAAGGAGAAACCGGAAGCCGCCAAGAAGGAAGUAGAGACGGCAAAGGAUGAGGCCAAAGAGAAAGCAAAGACGUCCGAAGAAGAGUCGGAAGUUGCCAAGGAGAAAGCGGAUGUGAAGUCCGAGAAGGCAGACGCCAAGAAGGAAGUAGAGACGGCAAAGGAUGAGACCAAAGAGAAAGCAGAGACGUCCGAAAAAGAGUCGGAAGUUGCCAAAGAGAAAGCGGAUGCGAAGUCCGAGAAAGCAGACACUGCCAAGGAAAAAGAAGAGAAGACGGAUGAAACCGAGGAGAAAGCACCAGCAGCGGUACCUGCAGCUGCGCCGGCAGCAUCACCAGCAGCAGCACCAGUUGCCGACAAGAAAGAGAAGGACAAAACGAAGGAAUCCGCCGAUAGCAAGAGCCAGGGCACCACAACCAGCACAACGCUGUCCGUCUACGAUGCCCCCAAUGUCCAGAAGGCCACCACCACCAUUGGCCCCGUCGACAAUGAGACUUUGAGCGCCUACAUGAAGGAGUGUGCGCAGCAGCUCAAGGCCAUUGUCAAGAAGGCAGAGUCCUACUACACACACGAGCAGCUGGUAAUCGCGCUUCGUCAAGAGUGUGACCUGGACAAGGAGUUCCCCACCGUGCGCAAGGUAUUUUUCGACCAUCGCCGGGACUGUCGCAAGUUCGCGGAGGACCUUGGUGCUGCUCGCGAGGCAGAACUGAAGGGCGAUGCUAACGCCUAUAGCGAGUGCUGCUGGACCGCAUGGCAUGAGAAAUCGCAGGCAGUCGGCACGCCUCUGGCCUCUGCAUUGCUGGUGCUGCUGUUGGCCUGGAUGAUGUGA
Symbiodinium sp. CCMP2456 is the source of this 1455-nucleotide messenger RNA. Lineage: Eukaryota; Dinophyceae; Suessiales; Symbiodiniaceae. The record is from the annotation of a GenBank genome assembly.